AUGUCCCCAAAGGUCGUCACCAUUGUUGGAGCCACCGGCCAGCAAGGCAAGGCAGUCAUUGCAGCUUUCGCUAAUAAUCCUGAAUACCAUAUCCGUGGACUGACUCGCGAGCCGGACGGCCCCGGCGCUAAAGAACUCGCCGCUCAGGGCAUUGAGAUCGUUAGAGCCGAUAUCAACGAUAUCUAUGCCACUACUGCUGCCUUCAAGGGAUCUCAUAUCAUCUUCGCCGUUACUGAUUUCUGGGCACUAUUUCAGAUGCAUGGAUAUAUGAAGGCCAAAGAUGUCGAAACUGAGCAGGCUAUCAACAUGGCCAGGGCUGCUUCGGCAACAUCCACUCUGGAACACUAUAUCUGGAGCACCCUGCCCAAGGGCAACAAAGACUACCCUGUGUACCACUUCGAAUCGAAAUCCGUUAUUGACGACUUUAUCCGUAAGGACCCAGUGUUGUUGGCCAAGACCACCUUUCUCAUGGUCUGCUUCUACGGCAAUAACUUACAAAUUGCUUCUUUCCGUCCUUACUGGAUCAACACUGUCAAUAAAUAUGUCCAGUUCACCACCUACGAUCCUGAAACUGUCAUACCUUUCAUCGGCGAUGUUAGCAACCUCACUCCUUUCGUCAAGGCCAUAGUUGGAACUCCAGAGAAAGUCAAAAAUGGCACUAUGGUUAUUGGUAGCAUUGGACAAUGGACAGCUAAGAAGUGGGUUGAAGAAUGGGCUGCAGGAAAGGGCGCGAAAGUGCAGUUGAUGCGCGUCUCUCGCAAAGACUACGACUCCUUGUUCCCAUGGCCCCGCUGGUCUGAAGAGUUUGCCCUCAUGAUGGAUUAUUUCCGUUUUGUCCCACUUCAGGAAUGGAUUGAGCCCGGCGUUAACAUUCUGACUGCGGAGCACCUGAAUGUCACCCCAGUCCAGACCCUGGAAGAAUGGGCCAAGACCUACGAGCUGCCUGAUGCGAGCUUGUCCACCAUCUGA
Penicillium lagena is the source of this 969-nucleotide messenger RNA. RefSeq names its product NmrA/HSCARG family protein. The transcript has a single exon. The record is from RefSeq and is a predicted model, not a curated record. The coding region runs from base 1 to 969 and encodes 322 amino acids. Lineage: Eukaryota; Fungi; Ascomycota; Eurotiomycetes; Eurotiales; Aspergillaceae.